Messenger RNA from Achroia grisella, 2486 nucleotides. Its product is annotated as myotubularin-related protein 10-B. The record is from RefSeq and is a predicted model, not a curated record. The transcript is spliced from 13 exons. The coding region runs from base 268 to 2337 and encodes 689 amino acids. NCBI's taxonomy places the organism in Eukaryota, Metazoa, Arthropoda, Insecta, Lepidoptera, Pyralidae.
UUAAUUAUGUUUUAUUUAACGAUCACUAUAAAAUAAAUGGGAACAUCCAUAUGGAAUGAUCUGACAGACACUUGGAAAGUUUUGUGACUGGUGUGGUGUUAUCAAAUUUGUGUGAUAUAAACACGAAUCAUGCGGAUUCUUUUUAAUUUAAUUAAAAAAUUACUGCCGCUUUAAUGAAUUUAGAAUAUUAAUAAUACGUAUUAGUAAAAGUUAUUUUUAUAAAUAGAUUAAAGUGGGUCAGUGCGUAUUGAAAGUUUUUUGAUAACAAUGAAUGAGAAAAAGGCGCAAACCAACUUCACGAGUUACAUCAAUACGGCCGUGAACAACGGGGAAAAGAAUGGAUCUAAACAAGAAGUGAAGCCAAAGUUAUUAAAUGGUGAACUAGUUGUGAACGCGGCUCAUAGUGUGCUGAUGCUGACACCGCUCAGCUGCAUUCAGCGGAGUGGUUCCCUCUUCAUCACCAAUUACAAACUGUCUUUCGUGCCAUACGAGCCCAUGCAAUACGAUGAAUGCGGGCAACGGAACUACUUGUUGGGUCCGUACGACGUGCCUCUGACCGGGAUCGGAGCCCUAUGGAUGACCGAGGGAGACCUAGUGCGCCGCCGCCGUCUCCUACCCUACGGAGAUAUGCCACAGAAAGUUAAGGGGCUGCAGGUUAUAUGCAAGAACAUGAAAGUAUUUGUCUUCAGCUUCGCGGACUCCUUAAUCGGCAACGGGCGGAAGGUCGCGCUCACGCUCUUACACCACGCGUUUCCCAAACGACACCAUUUACUAUUCGCGUAUGAAUACAAAGAGCCAUACUACCGGACCCUGCCCACAGACUUGAACAUGUUCGACAGAACGAUAGACUGGAAGAAGGAACUGGAGCGGUCUGAGUGUCCCCACUGGAGGAUAACGCUCAUUAACGAUGGUCACGAUGCGUUCAUGUUAUCUGGACCGCCCACGUUGAUAAUACCAAUGUCACUGCUGGACUGCAAGGUGUUGGAGUACGCGAGGCACUACAGAAAUGGAAGGAUUCCGAUUUGGGUGUGGGGCAGGCCGGAGGGUGCAGCUUUGCUCCGGAGCGGGGAGCCGCUGCAAACUGAGCAAGCUUCGAAAAUUGAGGGCGUCGUACUAGAACUGGUUCGGAAGAGUCAUCCAUACCUGACGUCACUCAAAAUUAUAGACCUCUGCCGAAAUUCUAUAUCUAAUAGCCCGGGAACCAAUAUCCUACCGUCCAUAUCCACGCUGCAGUCAUCAUUCAAGAAACUGACUGACCUCUGCACGCCCACAACGAUUAGGAACUUUUGGGAACAAGACUCAAAGUAUUACUUGAUCUUGGACUCGAGCCGCUGGUUGCGGUACGUGGCGUACUGCUUAGCGUUCGCGGACGACGCGGCCAAAAAUCUAGCAAACAACGUCACUGUCGUCCUAAUCGAAGGUGAAGGUGUGGAUUACUGCGCUGUGGUGUCCUCCCUGACUCAGCUGCUUGUGGACCCUCACUACCGCACCAUAUCUGGCUUCCAGUCGCUCAUACAAAAAGAGUGGAUCGCUCUUGGUCACCCCUUCUGUGAUAGAUUUGGUCUCCCGCCGCCGGUGUCGAAUGAACUGCUGGAGUCGGGCAUGGGCCCGGGGAAGGCUGAGGCGCAGACCGCGCCCGUGUUCCUGCUGUUCCUGGACUGCGUGUGGCAACUGGUACAGCAGUUUCCCUCCAGCUUCGAGUUCACCGAGACCUACCUCACCACGUUGUGGGACUGCGCGCACAAUCACGCCUUCGACACCUUUCUCUACAACUGUCCCAGGGAUAGGGCCCCUAACAUUUUCAAGAAUUACAUACAACGACCAUUGUGGGACUGGAGCGAGCAGUUUUCCGAUCAGGACAAAUCCUUGUUCUACAAUCCCUUGUAUGGACUAUGUAACUACAUGCCCGUACCCAAACAACGGAUAUCUAUGUCCUCGAUAUCGGCCAAGCAGUCAGGCAAGGAGCGGCCACCGCUGCAGCGGCUGCAUCCAGCAGUGUCGGUGGGCCGUGUGGAGCUGUGGGCGCAGUGCUACGAGCGCUGGCUGCAGCCGCUAGAUAGUAUGAACACGGGGCCCGUGCAGCACCACAUGAUGCACUACGGCCUCAGGGACCAGAUAAAGCGCCUGAGCGACAGACUGUCGUCUCUAUCGAUCUUGAGCAACCGGCAAUCCAACGGCACUGAAGUGGAACAGACGCGACCGCCAGUCUCGAGGUUCUUCCCGUUCAGCCAGUUCCAGAACGAGGCCGUCACCGGCACGCUCGACGCUAUGCAAGUUAGUCUCAUCGACGCCAGCCAACUACUCGACUCACAGUCGCUACUCAACGCGCCCGACUAACAACAGCACCUGCACGGAAAAUGCAAAAUUCCGACCCUACGUACAUACAUAAUGUUAACUUAUCAUAUGUAGUGGUGAUUUCUCGAUAUAGUCAAUUUCAACAAUGGACGCUGUAUAUGUUGAAAAUCCCAGAAAUUCCACGUGUAAAG